AUGACAAGUCGGCGUUUCUUCAUCGGACCGAUUCCGGAGGGUUGGGUUCACGGCCACCGCAAGUCUUGGUAUCGAUCACGAUUACGUUUUAGGAACUACACAUCACAAACACUUUCCUUCUCUGUAGACCCUGUCGCAUCCCAUUAUAGUCAGCAACGUGAUUCUCACACCAGCGUCCAUACGUCUGAUUUGGAGCAAGAAGUUGCCCUGGCUCUCACCAACACCAACGAGGGGCCUGAAGAUCUCGAGACCGAACAAGAAUUUCCAGAAGAGCCUUCAGGAGAACUUCGAACACUAUCACAUCCCACAGAGGAGACGGAGGCUAUUGAAACAUCUUCCAAAGAAGAUUCAGACGAAACACCCCGGCCAGGAACAGCUACGAGUUCAGGCUGGCAUAACAGCACGAUUGGCGACGGAAAUGCAUCAUCAUCAUUUGUGACCGCCAGAGAAGACAUGAUUAGCACUGGAAAUUCAGUCCAAUCAACUUCCACGCUUCAGCCUUCGAAGUUGACUGCUGAACAGCGACCACAAUCGCAAGGCUCGCAGCAGUUGAACAUAACAGGACACGAUGGUGGGAGCCCAUUGAUCUCAAAUAUGUCUACAGUUCCAAGUGAGGCAGAUUCUACCACUCAUCUGAUUCGGGGAAAAUCAAAAAGCCAGCAAAAGCUAAAAAGCAAGGCUUCUGGCAUAUCUCAUCUUACGCUGGAGCCUCAUGAACCUCAGAAUGAAGAAGAUAUUAUUCAACAAGAGGAGUUGGGUCGCAAUGGGCACAUCCCGCGACGAUUAAAUCAGAAGAUUGCAAAGUUCAACCUGGAUGACAAUGUCAUGGACAAACAACAGAGGUUACGCGCAAAAAUAUCGAAAACACAAGAUACCAUUUCAGCGAACCGUCCGCGUCGGCGAAAAGUGCAAGAUGGGGACAUCGUCAAAGCCGAAAAGAUGCUCGUUCUUGUUGAAGAGACUAUGCAAGAGAGGCUGCCGCAUGAUUAUACUGAAAAUGACAGUCUUCGGAUGGAAACUCGGAAUGUGGAUAAAUGGCGAGAGUUCCUAGUUGUAUGCCGAAAAAGCUCAGCGGAGCACACACCUUUUGCUUUGCAAAUGUAUCGCACGCGUGUCAUCCCUGAUGCCCACAGUCCAAACAACAAGUCGGCUCCCUACUACGAGGUGCGAUUGAAUCACAGGAACACCCGAGUCAACCUGUAUUCUUCAUUGGAUAAGACCAUUGUGAUCUGGCAUCCUCGCAGACAUGGCACUAAAAUCUAUAUUAUCCGCCCAAAGUCGACUGCUCAUGCCGCUGAAUGGUACACGUUUAUUCGACAGGUGUUAGGAUGGCGACGCCCGACCAAGUUGCCGAUCAAUGUUCCUGACCUUGGGGUAUCGCUCAUUUUCAAGCAUCCCUUUGACCGACUUGAAACCCAAAAUAGAGUAAAGAACGAUGAUACUCGAGACACUACUAUAUUGAACCGGGCUAUAAUCGAUGAACAGUUUGCUGCCUCGGCCAUAAUUCGUGGCUGUAUGGAGAUGCUCGAAGGCCGCCCCGAGUGGUCUGAGGUGCUGAAAGUCUGGUCCAAGACGGAGAGGAUGGGUCUUGCCUGGAAGCGAUUUGAUCGCCUUGAAUGGGUAUACGGGUCCAACGAAGAGAAUAUGUAUGGAACAAUUGCCAUGCAGUCCUCUCAUGAGCUUGAGCUACGGCCCCGGCAUCAUUACCCGACCACUGUCAAACAUCCUGAUGCGAAGGAGGAAGAACCUCCACCAGUAGAGGGAUUUCUAAUUCGACUCACGUCACGGAAAGGCAUGCACCAGCGCAUGAACAGGAUGUUCUUUAAGCAGCUUUACUUUUUCACCCAGGAUCAUUUCCUGCUAUUUUGCAGGCCAGCAAAGGCGUACCCGCCCGCGCCGCCGAAGCUCACUCAUAUAGAUGAUGACUCGAAUAUCCCGUCCUCUCGCGAGAUCAUGGAAGAAAUGCCGACGUCCUGGGAUGUUGACCCGUAUCCAAUUGACAACGGAGAUAUUUCAUGGCUAUCCAGCGGAAAUCCCGAAUUCGUACAACGCCACGAUGAAGAGGCAUAUGCUCAGCUACAGAGGAAUGCACAUAACAUGGGCCAGGCGGAUGGCUAUAUCGACUUGUCUCGAGUACAAGAAGUACGCAAUCUUCAGCGCGGAAGUAGCCCUGCCGACCCUAAUAUCCAGGAAGGCCCUGCUGUGAAUUUUCAUACUGAUCCGCCAGACACUCGAGAAGAUGAUGGCGCAACCAAGCAGUUUGAUGACGACCGGACAUUUGAAAUGGACCUAGAUAAUGGGCUUGUGAUUCGGUUACAAGCAUAUGAUGUUGCCACUCGAAAUGAAUGGGUGAAGCGACUGGGUGCCCUGGUCAAAUACUGGAGAGCACGCAAUGCCGAUGAUGCAGCCGAGCUUCAGGCCAUGCGGCAGCGGAACCUCAAGAUAUUGGAUAUUGAUGAAGAAAUGGAAUCGAUAAUGGGCCAGUUUGCGAAGAAAUGGGAAGUGAAGAAGGCAGAAGCCUCUCCACACUUGCACAAUAUGUGCGCCCUAUCUGGCUGCCGCACAAUCAAGAUGUCUGGUCAACUAUAUCGCAAACCCCGCCGCCAUGCCACGUUCAGCCGGAGCCAUGUCAUUCUUACUGCCGGCAAACUGCUUGUUUUCAGCAGUACACUUCGCAACCGGAAUGGCGUUGAAAUUCCGCAUAUCCACCAAGACCACGACGCUACCAUUGACUUGCGCGACUGCUACAUCUACUCUGGACUCGUCACUGAAGCUGACCUGCUGUAUGCCAACCAGACAUUCGACAGUAAUAAUCCUGGUGUACACGCCCUCCCACGCGUCUACCUCUCAUCGGAUACAUUUACCAGCCGUGAUGAAGACACGGCUAUUACAUUCGUUAUUUGGCAGCCUCUGAAGAAAAGUUUUUUCCGUGCACAGGAACAUGGUGCUAAAGGAAAAGCCAAGCGGACCUUGCGACAUGUCUCAACGCUGGGAAAACAUGGUCGAACGAUCGUUUUUAAAGCUCGCAGCAGAGUUGAGAAGGAUCGUUGGGUUAUGAGCAUUUCCUCAGAAAUUGAUCGCCUGCAGGAAGAGAAGCCGGAGGAUAUUCGGAUUGUCUCGUUAUAA
This is a messenger RNA of Penicillium macrosclerotiorum, 3126 nucleotides long. RefSeq names its product sporulation-specific 71 family protein. The record is from RefSeq and is a predicted model, not a curated record. Bases 1 to 3126 code for a protein of 1041 amino acids. Lineage: Eukaryota; Fungi; Ascomycota; Eurotiomycetes; Eurotiales; Aspergillaceae. Gene Ontology annotation, cellular component: prospore membrane. The transcript has a single exon. Gene Ontology annotation, biological process: ascospore-type prospore membrane formation; protein localization to prospore membrane.